Labrus bergylta (ballan wrasse) is the source of this 957-nucleotide messenger RNA. RefSeq names its product MCTS1 re-initiation and release factor (gene mcts1). Lineage: Eukaryota; Metazoa; Chordata; Actinopteri; Labriformes; Labridae. Gene Ontology annotation, biological process: formation of translation preinitiation complex. Gene Ontology annotation, molecular function: RNA binding. The record is from RefSeq and is a predicted model, not a curated record.
UAGUCCUCUUAUCGUUGGCCCUUCCUUCACGACGGUACAGGCGUGGAACUGCAAUAGCCUCGUUUGAUAGAUGCGUUGUGUGUUGUUAAUCUCUUGUGAUUUUGAUAGACGACUCUGUGUGCUGAGUGCCGAAGAGUGCUGUCACAACACGACAACGGAACCCAACGAGGAUGUUUAAAAAAUUUGAUGAGAAGGAAAAUGUGUCAAACUGUAUUCAGCUGAAGACGUCGGUGAUCAAAGGCAUCAAAAAUCAGCUGCUUGAGCACUUUCCUGACAUCGAGUCAUGGCUCAACCACAUAAUGCCAAAAAAGGACCCUGUCAAAAUAGUGAGAUGCCACGAGCACAUUGAAAUCCUCACAGUGAACGGAGAACUGCUCUUCUUCAGGCAGAGAGAAGGACCUUUUUACCCAACCCUCAGACUGUUGCAUAAAUAUCCUUUUAUUCUUCCACACCAGCAAGUAGACAAAGGGGCCAUUAAAUUUGUCCUAAGUGGAGCCAACAUCAUGUGUCCAGGGCUGACGUCACCGGGUGCUAAACUCUACCCAGCGGAAGCGGACACAGUAGUUGCUAUAAUGGCAGAGGGAAAACAACAUGCACUUUGUGUUGGCGUUAUGAAGAUGUCUGCAGAAAGCAUAGAAAAAGUCAACAAAGGAAUUGGUAUUGAGAACGUUCACUAUCUGAAUGAUGGACUGUGGCACAUGAAGACGUAUAAAUGAUAUCAAUACCCACGACGUCCCUUUUCACUGCUGCGUCCAACCCAAGUAAUCCGGAGCGUGUGGAGCUUUUCGACAGCCAGGCCUGAGCUGCCAGUGACCCGUUUACACCUACAAACGUCGCCAUGUAACCUGCUUUGAAUCAACUGGCACAAUGCAAAAUUUAAAAAAGAAAGAUCUUGCUUCAAAGGUUUAAAUCUCAGUUUGUAUGUUUCUUUGGAUCCAAUAAAAAAUGCCAAAACAA